AUGGACACAAACCGCAUAUUUAAAAUUAAAAAGUUGACGGGGAAGGUAAAGCCUUUACAUCCUCCAGGGCUCCAGAGCCGUUGUCCAUCCCCAACUGCUGAGGCCAGGACCAACACCCCAGCACCCAUCCAGGGCUCCAAAAUCGCCACUCCUGAGCCCAACUCAGAAUCCACAACCAUCACUUUUGAGCCCAGCCCAGAAUCCAAGUCUGCCUGUCCCAAGCCCUGCCUCUGCUCCAGGAGCCCCACUCCUGAGCCCAAAAUGUGCUCAAGGACCACCACUGCCAACCAAGCCUGGACUGUGCUCCAGGACCACCACUUUCGAGCGAAGCCCAGAAUCCAGGCCCGCCACAUCAGAGCCCGACCCAGGCUCCAGGACCGCCACUUCUUUGCCCAGCUUGGAAUCAAACUGCCACUCCCAAGACCAGCAAAUGCUCUAGGACCACCACUCCCGAGCCCAUCCAUGCUCCAGGACCGCCAUGCCAAACCCAGACCAGAAUCCAGGACUGCCACUCCCGAGCCCAGCCAUGCUCCAGACCACCUCUCCCGAGCCCAGCCCUGGCUCCAGGACCACCACUCCAGAGCCCAGCCAUGCUUCAGGAUAGCCAUCCCCCAGCCCAGCCCAAAAUCCAAGACCUCCACUUCUGAGCCUGGCCCAGAAUCCAGGACCCCCCCCCACUCCAGAGACCAGCCUAGCACUAGGACUGCCACUCCCCAGCCCAGCCCUUUCUCCAGGACCGCCACUCCUGAGCCCAGCUUAGAAUCAAGCUGUACUCCUAAACCGAACAAUUGCUCCAGGACUGCUACUCCCGAGCUCAACCCAUUCUCCAGGACCGCCAUUCCUGAGCCUAGCCCAGAAUCAAACCACUACUCCCGAGCCCAGCGCAUGCUCCAGUACCACCACACCUGA
Molecule: messenger RNA, 909 nt
Organism: Hipposideros armiger (great roundleaf bat)
Lineage: Eukaryota; Metazoa; Chordata; Mammalia; Chiroptera; Hipposideridae
Product: testis-specific serine/proline-rich protein
Exons: 1
Coding region: 1-909 (302 amino acids)
Source: RefSeq, a predicted model, not a curated record